Messenger RNA from Musca domestica (house fly), 1202 nucleotides. RefSeq names its product serine protease snake. The coding region runs from base 72 to 1103 and encodes 343 amino acids. The transcript is spliced from 7 exons. Gene Ontology annotation, molecular function: serine-type endopeptidase activity. Gene Ontology annotation, biological process: proteolysis. The record is from RefSeq and is a predicted model, not a curated record. NCBI's taxonomy places the organism in Eukaryota, Metazoa, Arthropoda, Insecta, Diptera, Muscidae.
UUCAAAUAAUAGAAUCAUUCAUAAACAACGCUGCAAGACGACGUAUCAAUGUAUUUGCAUUGUCCGAUUCAAUGUUUAUCAAAAUCACAUUCAUAAUUCUAGCACUGCAUCAUUUUCAAUGUGUGGCAUCGUCUCCUGAGGCUCAACAAGUUACAGAGAAAAUUCCGACAGAAUGUAAAUUUCCCGACAAUUCAAAUGGAAAUUGUGUGCCCUUAGAAAAUUGUGCAGCCGCCAUAACGGGGAAAGAUGCAACAGAAUGCUACCGCCACAAUAAUAAUACCUAUGUUUGUUGCAAAUAUAACUUGUGGAGUGAAUAUAAACCUAGAAAACUAACUGAUGGAUGUGGCGUACCGAUAGUAAAUAUUAUACGGGGCUUACUCACCAAGGAAAAGGAAUUUCCUUACAUGGCCGCGUUGGGUUGGGAGUCAACAUUUUUCGAUGAACCCUUCGAGUAUAAAUGCGGUGGAGUUUUAAUAACACCAACUUAUGUUCUAACAGCCGCUCAUUGUGCUCGUCUAAAUGGGCAAGCACCUUCUGUCGUUUUGGUGGGUGGUAAUAAUUUAAAAGACACUAUCAAUAAACCGAUUAACAUUGCUGAAAUUAUUGUUUAUCCUGACUACAAACGAAACGAAUCAUAUCAUGAUAUAGCGCUAAUAAAACUUGAGCAAUAUGUAAUAGAAACCUCAGCCUGUAUUUGGAGUCUGUAUGCGAUGGACAAAGUAAAUUUGACAGCAAUUGGUUAUGGAACUACACAAUUCGCGGGUCCCACUUCUGACAGCUUGCUGAAAACUUAUUUAUCGGUUGUGCCAAAUAAACAGUGUUCAACCCAUUUUAGAGAUGAAGCAACUUUGCCUAGGGGCCUACACGAAAGUCAAUUUUGUGCCCAGGAUUUUGAGAGAAACAGCGAUACAUGCCAGGGUGAUUCGGGUGGUCCAUUAAUUAUGAAUUCAAUUAAUCCCCAAGGAUUUAAUACGCCAUUUGUUGUAGGGAUUACUUCGUUCGGCCGAGGUUGUGCCUUGGAAAUACCUGGAGUAUAUACAAGAGUUUCGGAAUAUGUCGACUGGAUAGAUAAUGUGGUAUAUAAUAAAACCCGAGCCGUUUAAAUUUUAAGUGAUUGUGUGUUUGUUUAAAUUUCUACGAGUUUUAAAUGUUCAAUAUAGACAUUCGCAUGUUUAUAAUAUAGGAACUUAAUUAUAUUUUAA